This is a messenger RNA of Naegleria gruberi, 485 nucleotides long. RefSeq names its product 40S ribosomal protein S16. Gene Ontology annotation, molecular function: RNA binding; structural constituent of ribosome. The transcript has a single exon. The record is from RefSeq and is a predicted model, not a curated record. Gene Ontology annotation, cellular component: cytosolic small ribosomal subunit; ribosome. Lineage: Eukaryota; Heterolobosea; Eutetramitea; Acrasida; Naegleriidae. Gene Ontology annotation, biological process: maturation of SSU-rRNA from tricistronic rRNA transcript (SSU-rRNA, 5.8S rRNA, LSU-rRNA); translation. Bases 1 to 429 code for a protein of 142 amino acids.
AUGUCUGCUGAACUCGUUCAAACCUUCGGUAAGAAGAAGACUGCUAUUGCCGUUGCCCAAUGUAGAAAGGGUCAAGGUCUCAUCAAAGUUAACGGUACUCCACUCGAACACAUCCAACCAGAAAUCUUGAGAUUCAAGCUUUUCGAACCUGUUCUCUUGUUGGGUAAGGAUAAAUUCAAGGGUGUUGACAUCAGAAUCAGAACCAGAGGUGGUGGUAAGGUUUCUCAAGUCUAUGCUAUCAGACAAGCUAUCUGCAAGGGUCUCGUCUCUUACUAUCAAAAGUAUGUUGAUGAAGCUCAAAAGAGAGAAAUCAAGCAAGCUUUGUUGGAAUUCGAUAGAUCCCUCCUCGUUGCUGAUCCAAGAAGAAGAGAACCAAAGAAGUUCGGUGGUCGUAAGGCUAGAGCUCGUUUCCAAAAGUCAUACAGAUAAAUGUUUCACUCUACCAUACGGUAUGGGUGCACCACAAUAAAUUCAAAAAAAUUAUU